Biomphalaria glabrata is the source of this 13414-nucleotide messenger RNA. Its product is annotated as unconventional myosin-XV-like. The transcript has 45 exons. Lineage: Eukaryota; Metazoa; Mollusca; Gastropoda; Planorbidae. The coding region runs from base 528 to 11672 and encodes 3714 amino acids. Gene Ontology annotation, molecular function: protein binding; ATP binding; cytoskeletal motor activity. The record is from RefSeq and is a predicted model, not a curated record. Gene Ontology annotation, cellular component: cytoskeleton; myosin complex.
UAAUUGUGUUGAUGUGUUGGACGUAGUGGGCAAUUUAUGCAUUUUUUUUUUGUAUUACUGCGAAGUUAAAGACAAACUGAAUGAGAUAUUAGACUAAAACACACUCAUUUGUUUGUUCUUUCUGUACUAUAUUUCAUUCUAAACUUAUGCAGAGUACUCGUGAUUUAAUGUAAACGGACACACUGACAUGUCAAUAGGAGAUACAUUCGUUAUGAUUUCUCUCAGCCUGCUAUAUUCUGUGAACGUGAAUGUUAUGUGCUUUUGUUUUUAGAUACAGUUCAAAGUGAUCUGUUUCUGUUAUUAAUUAAAGCGAGGCUAUUUUAGGCUCUGAACUAAGGUUCAUUGCUUUAAGAUAAAGUGUAUCUUGUCAUGCAUUGAUAAAUUUGAUAUUUUUGUUCUCUUUUAAAGAGAAUAUUCAUCUGACUUGAUAUCUUUAUUGCUCGUCUACAUAAUGAGACAUUCGCUUGUUUUUUCAAUGAGACGGAUGUGUUGUUAAAAGCAGAUAUAAAUGCUUCAGAAGUCGAGACAUGCUUGAUAACGCACAAUACUCGACCUACGACAAAAACUAUACCUACUCCACAGUUCUGCCUAGGAAAGCUUCCGGAAGUAGCAAUGUAGUAGUCCAUCAUGGCGCCGGACCAGACAGCUCUUCGCGCUCUAAAAUCACCGGAAGUAACGUCAUCAACGUGUCUCAGCCAGAAGUGCCUUAUGUUUCCACAGUGCCUCACAUACAGAAGUUCAGCAAGAACAUCGUCAACACCAACGCCUUCGUCAGCUAUCACUUGGACGACGAGACUGGAGGCUUGAUUGAGACAGCUGUAUCCCCCAACAGAAACUACGUGACGGCCAGAUCUGUCAACAGCACGCAGGACCUGCCCGCUAAUGUCAACACGGACGCCAACAUGAAUCAGACGAGGCACGACUACAGCGAGGUCUACCCGAAGCGUUAUGAGUAUACCACUGCUACCCUGGGCAGAGGCGACGCGUAUAGGCCUGCGUACAUGAAGAAUGGCAUGUUUGUACCACGAGCGAAUGAGAUUGUGCAUCCCAAAGUCAUCGGCAGAUUACCCGAACGAUCCUUUUCGGACCCAUACGUGCCUCAGUUGUCCAAAAACACCCGUGAUGAUUCCGAUGUGGAGUUGCCAAGAGGUGGUAGGAAGUCACCGGACGGGUCACCUCGAAGGUCCAGAAAUGCUCAAAGCCAAGAAAGAGAUAAGAAACAUAACACAUUGCCUAGAAAGGGCGUGUCCACGCUUAGCAACAACAGUAGUUCUACGCCAAGAGAAGAGAAAGCGCCUGCGAAAGUCAAUAUGUUGUUGAAGAUGAUAAAACAUGGAAGUGGUAGAAGGUACAAGAGAUACCAGUCUUUAGAGGCAGGGGAUGGGGAACUACGUGGAUCAGGUCCCACCGACCGUCACGUGGUAAGCUCUUUGUUUGUCACUAUUCCUGGGAGUAAGGAUGGAAAAACACUGGAUGCCGAGAAACGAAGUGCGAGAAGAAGAAAGAAGCGAAGUCGCAAGUCUCGAACCUUGCCUUUCAGGUACCGCAGCUUUGAUUCAUUGGCUCAGCUCUACACUAACAGUGCGAAAUAUCCGUUUAUACCAAACUCUGGGUCUCCAGAUGUUGUAUAUGUCGGCCAAGAUGGCCAAUUGUAUGUUCCGGAUGUUACCAACACUAAAGAGAGUAACUACAACUACAACGGUAAUUACAUGUAUUACCCCAGCAUGGACAUCUUUAAUAUGAUGAAGCGGGCAGACGAGGAGGACGACAGCAGCGACACAUCCAGCUCGUCCAGUGAUUCUUCCGACGAAGAUGUUGCUUCUUUAAUGGAUAAAGAAAUUCUAAGGCAGACAAGAUCAGGACGUUCAAAGAAAAUGAGCUCCUACAGUGACGGGGAUGAGAAACGCAGCAGUUCAAAGAAUGCUAGUAGGCUAUCUAGAAGUGCAUCGUCUAGGAAACGCAGAGAACAAAGGAAACGAACGAGCCGUCGUCAUUCGGACAGGAGUGGUCGCUCUAAAAGUUCGGAUUCAAAUGAUACUAGUGAAAAUGAAGGGGUGAAUAAAAUGACCAAGGAAGCCGUGGAUUCUUCUCGCGCGAAACUUAGGCAGCAAAAACCUAAGCCGGUUGAUCAAGUAGGUUCAUCAAAUGUAGCAGUGCAUUCAGAGAACCAAAAUACACUUUUACAACAGUCAGGGUUUGUCCCUUCUAAUCCUAUUGAUAAUAAUUUUAUUUUGUCUCCUAGCACAAAAUUAUUUCCCAACGUGCCUAACCCUUACCUGGGCUUCCCUUCUUCCACCACCCCUGGACCUAUAGAUCAAAUUUUGAGAAACACACAUUUCAAUCUUGCUUCCAUGAAGACCUAUCUUGACGCUAUGAGCACUUCCUUGGCCAAUAUACCUUUUCUGCAGCCACAAUCUACUUUACAGCAACACACAGACUCUUUGGACCGUGUUGAGUCCCAAGACUUUUUUAGAAGCUCCUCAGGACCACAAAGAUCUUCAAUUCACAGCCGACCGCGAAUGACACUACCUCAUGAAGAGGAAGUUUAUGCAACUGUUGACUCCGCAUCAACUAUUACGGAUUACUUGGUAGACCAGAAGCCUUCGCAGGGUAAGAAAACCACAUUCAAUCGAAACAUACGAAACGAAGGAACUUUAGAAUCGAUUGGCAAUAAAUAUACCAGCCCUUACGGUGCGGAUGAUAUAAUCGCCAAAGGAACAGAAGUCAGAGCAUUUGUGACACCGCCCACUAGAAGAAAGGUCUUAAAGAAAGAGCAUCGUAGUACAAGUGAAAUCAUUGAUAGGCAUCUCAAAGAGCUUGUUAAUGCGAAAACGAAUGCAGCUGUGCAAACGGAUCUAGAAAACAAGGAAAGCAUACCACCAAACCAGCCACCAAUACCGCCUCCAUUACCGACUUCAGAAAGACCAAAUAGAUUGUCGCUUUCAAACUCUACGCAACUUAAUCAAGGAUUUUUACGACAACAAUCAGUUCCUAAAAAUUCUGAAAUCCUGACUCCCAAGUCCCCGCCUGCUACAUUGCCUAAACCACGAUGGUUUAGUAUCAAACAAAAGAAAACAGAAACAACGGAUGCAAAUGGGAACACUAAGGUCUCAUCAAACGAGAACCAGAAUAUCAGCAAUGUCCCAGUAGGGCCAAACGUUUUUGCAGAUCAGGAGCCUUCUCAUACAGUGAAAGAUCCCCAGGUGUUAUCCAGCAAUGGUAACGUUGAACAGACUAGCUCGGGUACUGUUCACCCUGCAGCAGAUUAUGAUGUGUACCCUAGAAAAAUGGUGUCGAUGUGUAGCAGAGAUCUCUCCCAAUUAGACCACUUCAUUCAGAUAGACCGACCAGAAAGCGCAAUGCUGUACAAUCCCAGCUCACUUUCUCGAUCACGUCAACAGAGAAGCCAGUCUCCAGGACUAAAUGUAUACCACACAAUGCCUUACCCAUCCACAUAUCGUACAAAUGUCUCGCAGACCAUGACAAUGGGAAGAAAAAGUUCUACUCGCUUUCCGCCAACGCAGUAUAAAGCAAACAUGCGAUUAGCUUAUUCACCUCCUUCUUAUAGAAGAAACAACUUCAUACACACGCUUUCACCUCGUUCGCCUAGAAAAAAUCCUUUAGCGUUGGCGCAAUCGUCUCACUUGUCAAGAAACGACCAGAUGCCACCGUCCUCUAGAAAUGAAUUCACUCGACCCAUAAAUUCGCCUCAGUCACAAAGAAAAGAUCUAGUGACAUAUCAUUCCCAGCAACCCACAAAAGGCAACAUAUCACAGAUACAUUCGCCCUACUCGCCUCGAAAAGAGAUAUCCUAUUCUAGAACUCUUCCUCCCAGAAGCAAAGCAGAAGAUGCUAAAGACUUUUCUUCUUGGCAUUUCUAUUCCCCUACGCAAGAUCGAAGCCCAGAAAAUCAGUCGCAGGUGAGAUCGCCUAUGGCAAAGGUGCCUGGUCAAAGUCAGCUAUACUCUCCUUUAACACCAGGCAAAAAUUCGCAACUGUGGCAACCUUUGGAUUUGGCACAAAGACCAUGGCACGAUAAAAGACCGCAGCAAUAUUCACCAAUGAUUCAGUCACUCGACUUAAGGUGGGAAAAUUCACUGCCUCUCAUGUCACCAAGAACUUACUCGUUAGAACAGUCCACACUGCUACAAAGACGAGCACAAACUCAGCCGUCUACGGUUCAGAAGUAUGCCUCUGACGUUGAUCUUCGUUCUCCGCGAGACAUAAGCAACGAAAGAGUAAAUCAUCAAUGGAAACCACCCCCUUCUCCAUUACCCACGUACAGUACUUCGCCAUCACCGCUACCCUUUUAUUAUUCGCAAAGCAAUCAACUUAGAGAAUCUACACAAGAUACACCACGCAGCAUGUACCUACCACCCUCUCAGCCAUUAUCCCCGAGAUAUCAACCUUUAUCCUCUAAUCAUGAAUAUCAGUUGAAGCCACCGCCGUCUCCUUUACCAACCUACAGCACAUCACCAUCACCUGUCUUAGAGGUCAACGCUCAAGUUAAUCGAGCUAAUCCUCUAGGGGACCGCAUUGUCGAAAUUUCCACCAUGCCAAUGAGCUCACCACGACCUCCACUUCGUUCGCUCUUGACAUCGAAACAUGUUGCUGUAGACCCCGAGGGUGUUAACACUGAUGUGAUGAACAGUGAAGCAAUAACAGAGUUCCGUAAUGUCCCGUAUAUGGUGUACAAAGGAAAUCCCUUAUUGUUAAACGCAGGCUCAAAUAAUGUUGACAUACUAGGCAAACAUUUACCAGAAGGACCCAAUGAACUAUCUCUUGUGGUGCAGAGCUCCGAGCAAGCUACCUUUGAUAGAACGAUUGAUGGAUAUUUAUUCUACAGAGGUAAAAGUGUGUUAGAAAACCGACGAGAAGCUACCAUGUCUCCUGUAUCAGAGGGACCGUAUAAUAAAUCCGUGGAAAUGAUCAAUUCAUCCCAAAAUCUAGCAUCGCCACCCCAGAAAGAAAUUAACAACAAUGAUUUCUGUGCAGCUGAAUCCAUCCCGCAAAUGAAAAACGUCCCUAUUCCACCUCGAGAUUUCGAUAGCGACGCCGAUGACUCCGAGUACAUGUACACUUUAAAAGGUUGGUCCAAGUUAGCUAAAGAAAAGGCCACUACUGUGAUGUAUUGUACUCAUGUAACAGAUCGGAGCAGCGAACUCUUCCGUAAAAAGCACGAGAAAUUAGACGUGACCCACCAAGAGUUCAGUUUUCUCAGCAAGUAUUUCGACGACUCUGUUCCGAAGUAUAAAGCUAGAAGCUGUAAUUUUUUAGACUUGCAGAAUUACUUGCGCGUCAUUCCUAGUCAAGAUCUAGCAAAGACAAGCUCAAAGUCGAUCCAAUCUUAUACCGAGAAUAAUUAUAAGUUGCAUCAUUUCACAUAUACAAUGGAAGAGAAUACAUUUCCGAAUAAGUAUGUGGCGAAUGAAGUCUGCUCUGAGGAUUUAUUAACUAGCCACGAGGACAGUGUUAAUAUAAAUGAUACAAAAUGUGAUACGGACCUGACUUUAAAAGAUUUUACUUCCUGUAGCUACACUGUUGUCAAUAGUAGAGAGAGGGAUGAACUUGAAAUGUCUAUUGGAUAUAGUAAAAAAGCAGUCAGUGAUCGAGUUUUCAUGAAAGAAACGUUCGAGAUGAGGCUGGACCAGGAGGCCAGGAAGAUUCAAUCUCGCGCUGCUGUCAGGCUGCAGACACACAUCCGGAUGUUCAUAGUGAAGAGGAGACACCAGAGGUUGAGGAAGGGAGCUCUCAAAAUACAACGCAUGGUGCGGAUGUGGACAACCAGAUGCAAGUUUAAUAAACUCAGGAAUGGCAUUGUACUGGCACAGGCCCAGUUUCGCAUGUUACGGCAGAGAAGAAAAUAUCUUAAAACUCGUGAAGAAAUACGUACACGUCUAGAAGAACACAAAUUAGCCAGGAAGAAACAAGAAUUACAAGAUAGAAUUGAUAAAGAGCGCAAGGAGAGGCAAGCACAAAUGAUGGCUAGCAUUGCCAAUUUGGAUAUUCCAGGAGAGCUGGCUUUAGUCUACAGCAAAAUUGAUGAUUGGAAUCCAAGCCACAAUGGUCAGCAUAUUAUUACCAGCUCAGUUGAUGUCAUGGCAAUGGAUAUGGGCUACAAGCUUCCAGUUGACAUCAACUCCCAUGCUUUCAGUAAAUACACAAGCAUUUACUUCAAGAAUCACUCUUUGGGUGUGCAGGUUGAGCCUAUCAAAACACCACUACUACCUCUGCAAGGGGAUGAAAACCCAGCCAAGGCACUAGCUGUUUUUAAACUGAUCUUGAGGUUUAUGUGUGAUACACAUAUGAGUGAAAAGAAAGAAAAAAUUCUUUGUGAUUUCAUUGUUCAAAUGGGUCUGAAAUAUGAGAGUCUGCGAGAUGAAAUUCUUUGUCAAAUAGUCAACCAGACAUGGUUGAACCAGAACUUGGAGAGACUAGAGAGGUUAUGGAGACUCUUAGCCAACUGUCUGUGUUGUUUCAACCCAAGUCCUACGCUAUUUAAAUACCUGCUCAAGUAUGUCUCUGAUGUAGGAUUGAAUGGUUACAAAUAUAUCUGCCAGCACAAAAUAUUACAGAGUGCUUACAUGGACCCACUUUUAAGUCGAGUGUAUCCUCCAACAUUUUUAGAGUGGCAAGCUAUUCAGCGGAAGGCAAACAUAGGACUUGAAGUGAAAUUUGCUGAUGAUGUUUCCUUUAUUGGCCAUGUUGAGUCUUGGACUUCUGGAGAACUAUUUGCAUCACAUCUUUGUAAACUAAGAGGCUUGCAUGAAAAUAGCCAGGGAUGGACUGUGAGAUUGCAUGAUGAUGCUGAGUACUAUGAACUUAUGGGCUAUGACUAUGUCCUUGACCUUGUGAGUGAGAUGGAAAUAGCUCCAGGCUUUCCAACCUGCAAUGCUUAUUUCCUUGUCUCAGUGGACAGAAGUAAAGAAAGUAUUAGAAAGAAGGGACAUGAAGGGCCUCACAAUGCUGAGAAAGAAAGAAUAUUUGUAUUACUUGGCCCACUGCCCGAAAUGGUGAAAAGAUCAGUUCCAGUCACAGCUGAGAAAGUUGUCCAAAGAAACAGCAGUAAGAAGAUACAGACCAGCAAUGUGGAAGAUGACCUAGGAUUCUCAACCACAAGUGUCCUGAACCAGCGUCCAACAGAGAUCAUUCCAGUUGGAUUGUCAGAGAACAGUAAAAUGAAUGUCAGGUACACUAGCCGUUCUAAAGUGAAUGGUGUCAACGGCAAUGUUAAUGGUGGCAUGUCUGUCAUCACUGAAAGUGAUGAACUCAAUGGCGACCUUUCAAGAAAUGUACUGAAUUCUCGCUACUUUCCAGAUGGAGAAGUAAAAAAUUUGGACACAAGUGACCUCUCUAAGAGUGUGCUAAAUCAGAGAUACAAUAAAAAGAGUUAUGUGGCCAGGGGGAAGUUUGGUGUGCCAGGUCAAAUAAGCCGCCGUCAUCUCAGUCCAAAUGGAGAUGAUGCUGGAAAUUCUGACAAUACUGAUUGGUCUCAUUUAGUAGAGGACAUUUUCAGUAGUGCACUAAAUGACCAUGACGAACCAAAUGGAAGAAUUCUAGGUGGUCGGAUCAAAGGUGGUGGCAAUGGAGUACCUGGUUUUGAAACACAGCAGCCAAUGGCAACAGGUUUCAACUUCAAUCCAAUGCUAGGAAUAAACCCUCCUCCCUUAAACUUAGCUGCUGGCCCAACAAUACAACCAGUGGGAUUGAUAGGAGCAGAUCCACUGCAACAAUUAUCUGCCCAACAGAUGGCACAGCAACAAGCAGUUCUUCAAGCUUAUCUGGCACAGCAACAACAGCAGCAGCAGCAGCAAGCUUUUUAUCAGGCAGCUUUACAGCAGCAGCAGCAACAACAGGCUCUGCAGGCCUCACAACAGCAGGCCCAGGUAGCUCUGCAGGCCUCACAACAGCAAACUGCUGCAUUGAAAACAGCUCUACAGCAACAGGAGCUGCAGAACAAGCUACUCAAGCAGUCUAUAGAGCAAGAAGUCCUCAAGCAUCAGUUGCAACAAGUUCAGAUGGCUCAGCCAAUUAUUCCUCAGGCUUUGCCUGGUAUAAUUCCACCAGCGAGACCAACAGUCCUUCCCAGUGUUCAGCCAGUCAUUCCUCAAGCUCCAAUGAGUCAGUUCAAUGCUCUUAGUCCAAGCUCAAGUUUCAAUUCUGGCUUUAGUGCACUGGGAAUGCCCAAUGGUAAUGUCACAGCUCAAGCCCAUAUGAAUGGAACAAUACAGCCUGAAGUGGAGAGCCCUAGGAAGGUUCAGUUCAUCAAGUCAAAUUUUGAACAUCGUCAACAACCAGAAGUUAAAUCUCCACCUCCAGUAGCACCUAAACUAAACAGAACACCAUCUCAAGCAACAGCAACAGGGGCCGUCACUCGCACUAUCACAAUCACAAGUACAUCCACUGCUGAUGUCCCUGUCAUGCAAACCUCACAGGCCCCACCCCUUCCACCGCCAGUCCUCCCCUAUAACCCUCCCCCACUUCAUGGUCAGUUCACAGUGCCACCUGCUCCUCCACCACCCCCACCUCCUCCUGUAGAGAUAGACAGAGAAAGAGGAAAGUUUACCAUCAGGGAUAAAUCUGGUAAAAUGAAGACUGUCAGGAUUGGUAAAGUUGUUUGGCCACCACCUGUGGAGAAGGAAGAAAAAAGCAACAUUCAGGUUGGAAAAUUGGAAAUUGAUGAACAUGUUGCCAGUAACAUUGAGGAUAGAAUAUCUGGCAAGAAAAAAUGGCAAAAACCUACUUCUCCAACUGAUCCACAGCCCAAGUCAAUUCUGAAAUCAGGGGAGACUAAGAGAACCAAAUCUUUGGUUGAAACUUCCCAUUUUAACACAAUGAAGUUACUGGAACAGAAACUUGGAGGGGGAGUCAGUCAAGAACCAGCACCCAAAGAAAAUGAUAACCUAUAUGAAAAACAGAUUGUGAGAGAUGAACCUCCACCUUUACCUAAGAGUGCCCCACCCAAAAAGAUCAUUAAGACCACAACUGAAGUUAUUGAAACAAAAGAGAUGAAACGUAGCUCUGGUGAUUAUGCCAAACGUAUUGAGCCUCAAGACGCAUCACUGUACAGCAAGAGAAUUGAGCCAGACCAGAGACCACUGCCACCACUGCCGCCUCCUGAGGAGCCCAAACAGAUAAUUGACUAUGCAGCAUUUGAGCGUGUAGUCACUGAACUCUAUCCACAGAAUAAAAAGUUCUUCCUCAUGUAUAGUAAGGUUCCUUGGACACUUCAAGUUAGAAAGGAAGUUUUCUGGCCUUCAGAAAAGUUAGAGAAACCAUUGACUCUACAUUUGAUUUAUUGCCAGAUAGUUAGUGAUGUUUACAACCUGGCAUGUGUCCGCAUCACAAAGGAACAACGUAUCAAGAUGAGAAGCAUGUUAGAGGGCCACGGUGUAAACCAGCACAAUUACUUAACUAAAGACUUGAAACCUCAGAUCAAGAAAGUUAUAGUGGACACAGCCAAAGAAUGGCCCACAUAUUUUUGCAGGCUUUUCCCAAUAGCUGCCAGUGGACAGUACUCAGGGGUGAGGUACUUAGGAGUUAGUCAUACAGGUUUACGACUGAUAACAAGAGAGAGAAACCUGGUGGAUGAUUUCCUUUCAGUACUGGAAGAAAUCAGAUUUGAAGAUGUGAUAGAUGUUGUCCUGGUGAACAGCUCUACACUUCAGUUGAAUCUCAGGACCAAAUCUUUGAUUUUCCAAACUACCAGAGCCCAGCAGUUGAAGGAUAUGGUGGACAGGUUUUGUCAUGAAAGUGAAAAGGGAAAUAAAUAUGUGGUUGCUGUCAAAGAUUACAUAACUAGGGAGUCAACUUUGCUCAGUUUCAGUAAAGGUGAAAUCAUCAAAUUGAUGGAUCCAGAGAUGAAAUUGGAAAAUGGAUGGCUAUAUGGAUCCUUGAAUGGCAUUGUGGGAUUAUUCCCAGCUGAGUAUGUCAGCCCAUUAGCCAGACAUGAAGUGGAGACAUCUAGCUCUAAGCCUGUAUUGUAUCAGUCCAAUAUGAUGAAUGGUAUUUCAAGUCAUGGAGCACUUAGUAAUGGUUUUACCAGAGACCCUUAUAUUCAGGAUGACAAAGAAAGUGAUACGAGUCAGGGAACUGUUGUUCAAGAUGGUAAAUAUUCUAUGAUGGAGUUUGCUAUGCUAAAUUUCAGGGAAUCUUUGGAAAAGAAAACUGACUUUGGAAUCUCAAAAGGUGGUGCUGACUGGUCUUGGAAAGAACAAGCUGAUCUUGUUAAAUGGACAAGGUCACCCAUUCAGGCAUCACUUUUGAAAAUGACCUCACCAGAUUUAAAUAAAUUGGCUCUGGAGUGUUUUAUAGCUAUAAUGAGGUUUAUGGGAGACUACCCCAUGGGAUCAAACAUGUCUGACUUUGAUUGUGCCAAGAAAAUUUUGAAGACUUGCCACAAGUAUCCUCAGCUCAGGGAUGAGAUCUUCUGUCAGUUAUGUAAACAAACUACAAACAAUAGAAGUAUGAACAGUAAGAGUAAAAUCAGGGGCUGGAGGUUAUUUGCCCUUGUUGCUGCCUACUUUGACUGCUCAAAAGAAUUGAAACCCUAUUUGUUUAAAUACUUGGAGACAACUUCAACAGAUACUAAUCGCACAUACAACAAUGCUGCUGCUCUCUGCCUUAAUAAUCUCCGCAAGACUUUUAAAUAUGGAGGUCGUAAAGAUGUGCCUCUCAAAGAAGAAGUUAUUGCUCUUGCUGAUGGACGAAACUGUAAGCGCAUACCUUUCUUCUAUUCUGGUGCUGAUACUCAUGAAGGAAUGCUUCAAAUAAAGUCCUGUACAGUUGUUGAAGACGCCAUUGAAGAAGUUUGCAUAGGUCUGAACAUCACUGACCCUGUGGAGAUGGAGGAGUACACUUUCUUUAUCCGAACAGGAGAUGGAACAUUCAGUAAGCUAAACAGGUCAGAUUACAUCUUAGAUGAAACAGCCUAUCACAUUCGUAGACAGAUGCCUUUUGACUUCAUCUUCCAGAGAACAGUUUGGUAUUUCCCUUUGAAACAUAUGAACAAUGAAAUCUAUGUGGAGAUGAUGUUCCAUCAGAGUGUGCUGGACUACAUUGAAGGUUUCCUUAUUAUCAAAUCUGGAGGGAAACUGGCCAAGGAAACAGAAGUGGACAUUGCAUACCUUGGUGCUCUCUUACACAGGGCCAACAAUAUGAUUGGUACACCCACAUUGAAAGACCUUGAAGCUUUGGUACCUAGAUUUGUUCUUGGCACUGAAGCUAAGCCACAGCACUGGCUUAAUAAAAUUCAUGAAAACUUAGCAGGUGUCAAUAGAAUGACUCCACCAGAAGCUAAGGCAAGAUUUAUAGAUGUUUUGAAAAGAUGGCGGCUGUUUGGAUCAACAUUCUUCCAUAUCAAAAACAUUGCAAACAUAAGUAAUGAAUCUCUGUUGGCUGUCAACUACGAAGGUAUUUCCUUCUUGAGGAAAGACACUCAUGAAACAAUCAGGAGCUAUAACUUUGGUGAGAUAUUGUCCACUCGCCGUUACAAGAGUGAUGCCAACGUCAACUACCUGGACAUGAAGUUGGGAGACUUGAUGGUCCAACAAAUUCUAAGGAUUGAAACUGAUCAGGGAUCAGAGAUUUCAGAUUUGAUUGGACAAUACAUGCAAGUGAUCAACAGGCACAGAAAGCGCCAAGACAAGCCAAUAGUGAACGGCCAACACUGAUAAGUACUUCCAAUCACAUUCGAACAUCAUAUAUUUAUAAAUAUUUAUAUUGACCUUUUGUAUGUCUGAUUUGUACAUUAACUCAUUGUAUUGUCUCUAUAUUUAAUAUCUUAUUGUUUACAACUUCAGAAUGUCAAGACAAUAGACAAUGCCUUAUUAUUAUAGUAAUGUACAGUUGUUUCAAAUAUUUAUUUACUUGAUGACAUUGAGCCACUGUAAAUUAAAUGUCAAGAGUUACAUGUGAUGACUUUGAGCAUGUGAAAAAAAAGAUCAUGCUGAAAACAAUGUGUUGAUUUGGAAAUGAGUACAAGUCAUUUGGUUCAUUAGAAACAAAUGUCAAUUUUGUUUCCUACAGUUUAAAUGAGCAUUUUUCUGAGCCAUGACCAUUUCCUUUCUCUUUACAUUUGAUGACACUGCCUUUAUUAAAAAUCUGAAGCUUAGAGGCACUGUCAGAGAUUGAAGCUUCAAAAUGCUAGAAAUAAAGUUUGUCAUUGUUUGUGUGCAUGUGUGUGAGAACUUUGUACUACAUUCUUGUAUUGUAUAGUUAUACCUUUGAAAUCAAAACUGUAUAUAGCAUGUAGUAAUAUUAAUUUUUUUUCAUUCAAACUACAAAUAAUUCUUGCAACAUGUAUACAAGUAUGAAUAAAAAAUUACAUAUUUAUAUAAAUGAUUUGCCUCUUUAUCUUGUCUACAAAAAGACAAGCUGUUUAAUUGUUAUUGUUGAUACAUUUAUUGUUCAACCAGCUCUCAAAACAAGGCUGUGUUAAAUGUAAUUUAAAGUAUAGCUUUGCAGAUAUCAGUGUAACAUAUUUUUUUUUGUCUUUUGUUUUUAUCUUAUAAAUAUAUUUGUUGAUCAUUGUAAAUACAAGCAAUAGACCUGACCUAUACAACAUGUACACUAUUGUACACCUCUUUCUAUAUUUGCAACUAUACAGAUAAAUGAUUCUUUCAUUCAAAUUGUAACUAUGUUUACAAGCCACAUUAUUUCUUAUUAUUAAAGACUUGUUUUAUUGUUUGGUCAAGAAUAUUUUGGUUACAUCAACAUAUUUUCAGUGACAUAGUAUCAUAUAUCAUAAUUAUACAUACUUUACAUUCUGCGGUAUUAGCUCAGCUCUUCGCUACAUUCCUAACUUCCAGUAUUUCAUUGAAUGAUUUAUAUGCUGACUACUCACUUUCAAUAUUGGAAUUUCAUUCAUAAGGUCAAGUCACUGAAAAACAUUUAAUGCCUUAUUUUUCUCUUUGUUCCAUUAAAGUAAGGAAUUUAAUGGAGUAGAAAGUCUAAGUUUUUAAUAUUCUUCCCAUUGGCCUAAAUUUGAGUGCAUUUACUUUUGAAAUUAUGCUCUCAGUGUUCAUUUGGCAUGCGUGAGCAUGUCUACAGUAUAUAUAAUAUUCCUAACAUUGGUGUCUUCUCACAUUGACACAAGUAUCACACCAAUGCUAAGAUUAAUUUUUUUUCUAAUCUUCUUUCAGAAGGAAAUUUUUUUUUAUUGUUCGUCCAGUGAUUCAUUUUCCUUUAAUAUUUAAGUUGAAGUUUGGCUUAUUUUUUAGAAUGUUACAACAAAUGGUAUGGAAGGAAUGCUGGCAAACAAAUGUUUAUCUGAAUCUAGAGACUGAGUUCUUCCAUCUAAACCAAAUAGUUGACUUAUUCAUAAAAAUUGUAUAUUAAGUGUUGUGGUUGACUACUGAUUAUAUAUAUAUGUAUAUAUAUAUAUUUAUGUAUAUAUAUAUAUAAUUUUUGUUUU